UCUGAAAAUGCUACUACUUCUAGUAGUGCGUCCAAGGGUGUUACUACUGUUAUUUCUGCUAAUACUACCACCACUAGCACUACUACCACUCCUAAAACUGGCAGUGUUAUUGUUGAUGAUGAUAUUGAUGGGGUGGAUAAGUGUGUGAAAGAUGUAGAAAAUAAUGAUCCGAACAGCAUUGAGACCAAUUCUUCCGUUGCUUCCUCCUCGUCCGUUAGUGCGACUAGUAAUAAUCAGGCUGCGAUGAAUGGCUUUCCGACCACUUCGAACAAAGUGAAUAACGACGCUGAGAAAGAUUUUGGGGUGUCAGGGGUGAGCAAAAGUGGGGGUGACGACUCUACCGCGGCACCUGCUAAGAAAUCAACUGGUGGGAAAUCAUCAUCCAUCAAUCCUUCUCGUGUAGUUUCAUCAUCGUCGCAGGCAGAAAAAGUACUCAACAAUAGUAGUAGUAGUAGCAGUAGUAACAAUAUUAGUGGCGGUGUUGGUUCAAUGGACGGCCACCCUUCCGAUGGGUGUGACAGCAAUGGGAAUCCCAUUUCUAUAGUUACCGCUCUUGCCCCUUCCACCAAAAUGGAGGACACUUCUCUGCUGGUCAAAGGGAGUGGUCUUGGUGGUAGUCGAAAGGGCAGCAGCUCCUCCCCUCUGGGUCCCUCCUGCACCACCACCACUGGAACAAAGGGUCCCAGUCGCUUCUUGAAAAAGUGCGAGUCCGACAACAACGCCAACAAUUUACAAGAAGCCUGCAAUGGAGAGCCUUCUGCCUCACACAAAAAGGAAAAGUCUCCGUAUGAUGCAGUUCUAAAUUACAGUCCGAAAUCCGCUUCACUCGCCUCCCGCAAACCGACCAUCAACAAGUCGUCGUCCCCACCCAAAGUGAUUUACCACACGAUUCAAGUGGAAGAGGAGCCUCGCAACUCGGUGUCCCCCGAACCAGUUUACACUCUCACUGCGCGCCCCUCCCUGGAUGGGACUGGACCCAAGAUUGAAAUAAAAAAUGUGACCAAGACCAAGAAGACAUCCUCUCCUUCGCCCUCUCUCUCGAACGAAACCGUGAGUGCCGAUUUCAAAGUGACGCUGCCAAAGCUCAAGACUGCAGCGAUUUCAUCAACUUCGUUCGAAAACGGCCAUAACAACGCUUCAAACGCUGGAGACGAAGAUUCUGAAGAAAAUUAUUCCCAAAAUAACAAGCUAAUUACCGUAAUAGAUGUUGAUAGUAUGAAUGCAACCAGAAAACCUGAAUCAAAAGAAAGUUCUCCGGCCUUCUCUACGAAUAAAAAGGAAGCGAGUCCCUUCACUGUGGACAAGGCUAAAGCUUCUCCCUCCACCACUCCAGAUAAACAAGUAACCAAGACCAAAAGUGCCCUCGCAACAAGACGAUCCCUCUCAAAAUCUCGAGAAAGCACGCCAACUUCUUCCACAGCGAAUAAGCUCAGCAACGGGGUCUCUCUGAAGGAAAAAUCAGCAACUCUGCCUCCCACCAUCAACGACAACGCUUCUGAGACGAAAACGACCAACGGGGAAGUUCACGUGGACAGCAGCAACAUCAACAAUUCAGAUGUCCACAUGGGACCUCACUCGAGCAAGUACAACGCUUACACGAACGGGAGUCAGCGAGACUCGCCCAACAGGAAUGAGCGCUAUGGGCGGAGCAGCCACGUGACCGCCGCCUCCACGAACAACGUCGCCGAUUCCUCGGACAAUGAAAGUGAUGCUUUGACCUCUUCCCCUCGUUCCAGUGGGAGGUUUCGCAGCAAAGAUGGCUUCGAAAAAGCAGGACUUACCGGACUACGGAACAUAGGAAACACGUGUUUCAUGAACACGGUCCUUCAGUGCUUAAGCAACACUAGACCUCUUCUCGAGUACGUUAUGGGACAUUACGACUCGGACAUAAAUCGAUCGACGUCUGGGAUGAAGGGCGCCCUAAUGCGAGCAUUUGGAGAGCUCAUUCACGAACUGUGGCGAGAUCAGCGCGUGGUUGACACGUCCGCCUUCAAAGAUUCGAUUCAAAGAUUUGCUCCCCGAUUCAUGGGAUACAGUCAGCAAGAUGCUCAGGAAUUCCUUCGAUAUUUGUUGGAAGGGCUGCACGAAGAUGUCAAUCGCGUCACGGCCAAACCCACACCCAUCACCACAGACAUUGACGAGUCCUUGAGUGAUGGUGAGAAAGCCACCGAAUCCUGGAGGCGGUACAUGCGCUACGAAAGUAGUCGAAUCGUAGACAUGUUCGUCGGGCAAUUCAAGUCGACCUUAAAGUGCACCGUGUGUGGCCACUGCUCCGUGACCUUUGACCCAUUUUGGGAUCUAUCACUCCCAAUUCCCAGUCGAUCCUCGACCGUUCGACUCUCCCAGUGUUUCGAACUCCUCACAAAGGAGGAAGUCCUUGAUGGGGAGGAAAAGCCAACCUGCGCCAAGUGUCAGUGUCGCCGCAAGUGCACAAAGAGCUUGGCAAUCCAAAAGUUUCCCAAAAUUCUUGUCGUCCACUUGAAACGCUUCUCGCUGGCGGAGAGGUACCGUGGCAAACUUAGCACUCUAGUCGACUAUCCGUUGAACGGACUUGACCUGACACCGUUCUCGUCGACGAGGGGAAAUGUGGGAGCUUAUAACUUGUACGGUGUCGCCAACCACUCGGGGUCAACCUAUUCUGGUCACUACAUCGCCUACUGUAAACAUCCCUACUCGAACGAGUGGCAUUGCUAUAACGAUUCGAGGGUCUCCCCCAUCAGUUCUCACAGCGUUGUUUCGCCCGAGGGAUACGUCCUCUUUUACGAGCAAGUUGGACAGUCGUCACUUCUGUAACGUCAAACACUAGCCUGGAAUUCAAUAUAUAGUUACGGCGAUGAAUGGGGUGGUGCUGCUGCCCGCAAGACAAUUUAACGUACUUGCCUCCCCUUACGCACACAUACUCUUAAUUUACAUAUGAAAACCUGCACAGAGUUUUACUCAUGUGUCCAUUUGGAAUCCAUUAUUAGUCUCACUCUCUCCUCUGGACAUUUUCAGUACUUGCCAUAAGAUUUUGUCACGUCUCACUCGCUAUAUGUAGGUUUACAUUAAAAAAGUGGUUAUAUAAUCUGCUCAUACUAUAAUCCACCAUUUACUCAUUUUAUUCUUCGACACGAUAAGCCACCCACAAAAAUAAUUACCCUCCCGCUCUUUUAAAUUUGUAGACAAGUUUUCUCUAAAAAUAAGUUUAUUACACUUUACACUUGCAUGCUUCCAGUUUUUUUCUUAUCGUCGUAUCGCAAAUGGUUAUCACUGUAAAAUAACAGCCGUCACGCUGGCGGUGGCGUCACUUAAUUUAUUGCCACAACAUUGUCUGAAGAUAUGUAUGGGCAGAUGCAUGCACAUGUUGUACUUGAAUGAUGGAGAAAGCUAGGAAAUGUAUGAUGAUUAUUGAUGAUGAACUUACCGUGUGUGCUAAACUAAGACUUUAACUAUGCCAUCAACAAUACAUACUUAAGUGUUAAUUGAUUAAUGUGUUCCGUAAAUCCUAUAUCUUUAAAUGUAUCCGAUCUGCUGGUGGAUGAUGAUCUUCCUUCAAGAAAGUAAUAAGAUUUUAAUUGAUAGAGUUAUCGCCGGGGUGAAUGGAAGACUGAUCAUUGAACUAAUUUAUUUAUGUUUUUGAACUCACAAUAAUCAAGAUAACUAGUGAGAACCACCACGAAUACCUUGCACUAUAUGCUAAUUAUUUAGAUAGCUAUAAUAUUACAUGUAUACGUAGCUCACAGUUGUCUAAUAUGUAAUAGAAAAUAACGUCUAUUUCGGAAGAUGUGUCCAGUACAUGAAAACAUAAAGGCAGCUCAAUACGCCAACUAAUUAUUCACUCUCAAAUUGUCAGCAGAGUUAUAAAUUAUUAUUAAAUAUUACGUAAAUAAAUACGUCUAUAGUGUAAAAUCGAUAGUUUUCAAUAUGUACUCAAACGCCUGAUUUUGGCGAAGAUCACAUAAUAUUUAUCAGACAGAUUUAUAUAUACGAUAACAACAAUGUGCCGUGAUUGUAGCGGAUGUACCUUCAAAUAAACUAAUUAAUUAUUAAUUAAUACAUACAUGUCCUUAUUACAGACACGAAUAAAUAAUAUAUUAUACAAAGUCUAAUCAAUAUAUGUAGCUGCAUGUGUAGCUUAACAUAUGUACCACUCUGUUAACCCACCAUUGUAAGGAUUUCACUAAACAGCAGGAUAACGUUUUAUGUACCUCCACGUUUUAUGUUCACUCGUGAUGAUAUCCGCCAAGUCAAUAUGAUAUUUGAUUGUCGAAAAUAUGAGAACGAAACAGAAUAAAUUUUUAACUAAGA
Folsomia candida is the source of this 4287-nucleotide messenger RNA. RefSeq names its product ubiquitin carboxyl-terminal hydrolase 2 (gene Usp2). Gene Ontology annotation, molecular function: cysteine-type deubiquitinase activity. The record is from RefSeq and is a predicted model, not a curated record. The transcript is spliced from 7 exons. Gene Ontology annotation, cellular component: cytoplasm. NCBI's taxonomy places the organism in Eukaryota, Metazoa, Arthropoda, Collembola, Entomobryomorpha, Isotomidae. Gene Ontology annotation, biological process: protein deubiquitination. The coding region runs from base 244 to 2793 and encodes 849 amino acids.